Messenger RNA from Eurytemora carolleeae, 594 nucleotides. RefSeq lists its product as uncharacterized. Lineage: Eukaryota; Metazoa; Arthropoda; Copepoda; Calanoida; Temoridae. The record is from RefSeq and is a predicted model, not a curated record. The transcript has 5 exons. Bases 1 to 387 code for a protein of 128 amino acids.
AUGGCUAGAGCUGUUUUAGAUCAAGAACACAAAGAACGGAAUGGUACACGUACAGAACAGUACAAAAAAGUACCGAAUGGUACGGAAGAGUACAAAACGACCAAUAGUUUUCUAGGAUUUGGUGAGACGUACUUAGCUGAAGAAGGAUGGGAGAGACCUCUUGAUUGCAUCCCUGAAAACUGUGUUGAAGUUGGCGUGUUGCACUCAGGAGGAUCUGCAGGAACUUCUGUGGGAAAAUUUAGCCUGGGUGAAUGUGCGUGUAUUUGCAAGGCAACACCUUUAUGUGUCCAAUUUAUGUCCCAUGUUGAUGGAAACUGUAUUAUGAAAUCAACUUUUGGUCCAAGAGGCAUAGAUGCUGCUUAUAUUGAUGGCAAACUUAACUGUUAAAACAAAACAUAAAAAUAAUCUAUUGGAAAAAAUUUGGUCUUUUAUUUCACAGAUUGGCAGGCUUAAAGCACUUUUAAUAUUUUAGGACCAUAUAUAUAUAUAUUUAAUAACCAAAUAUUUAAUCAGGUAUUUUAAGAAAAAGGAAAUUAAAAUAUAUUACUUUUUGUUUAUCCUUUUGUUGUGAUGUUAAUAAACAUACUACAAUCA